UACGUGUUUACGUUCUCAGCCUCAUUAUUACACUCCAGCUCCCCGAGUGCACCUGCAUGUAGCUCAAUCAGCGUGACUCAAUUCAUAUCAGAGAGGAGCUUUAUCGCUGUAGUGUAAAACCGUUUGAUGCCGGCUGGGGGAGUGGGCGAGAGCAGAGAUUAUCUCAAUUUUAAUACCAUUUGAACACUUGGCUUGCGCGUUCACUUUAUUAUAAGGACUUGCAGAAGGAAAACAUAUAUACAGCUUUUUAAAACGUUGCUGUAGGAAUAUUAAGAUGGUAAUUAGAGUUUUUAUCGCUUCUUCAUCUGGCUCUGUUUUGAUCAAGAAAACACAACAGGAUGUGGUGGGGUUCCUGGAGGCCAACAAGAUUGAGUUUGAAGAGGUUGAUAUAACCAUGGUGGAGGACCAGAGAAUGUGGAUGUAUAAACACAUACCCAAAGAGAGGCUUCCAGCUAAGGGGAACCCGCUCCCACCACAGAUAUUUAAUGAUGAGCAGUACUGUGGGGAUUAUGAGGCUUUCUUUGACUCUAAGGAGAACAAUACGGUCACUUCAUUUCUAGGACUGAAUCCCAGACCUUCGGUAAAGGUAAAGGAUUCAGAAUCUUAGGUUUUCCACUCCUGGGAUUCAAGCCACCACACAAGAAGCUCUUGACAUUUCUGAAUUACAUCACAUCCUAAUCCUGAUCUUUCACUGCUGCUUUGCCAAAUGUCGCUGCAUUAUUUCUGCUUACCAGAAGCUCCUGCCAUGAACAAUGGACUAUAUGCAUAUAUAUAUAUAUAUAUAUAUUUUUAAUCAAGUAGGUGGACACCACUUUUGCCAAGAUGCCUUGCACAGCAUUUGAUUCGAUAAGAAAAUGUAUAAAUUGAAGGUUAUUUUAAUUAUUUAUGGUUGCAAAGGACAUUUUGGUUUAAUUGAAAUCAAUUGUGUAACCUGAAGUGAUGUAGUACUUGCUGCCAACCUUCAACUGAACAUGACUGAGUUCAUUUCUCUUCCAUGGACCAAGCAAAUUAAACCGCAUGAUCACAUUUGUUUAAAUUAUUAAUGGAUACCAAAUGGGUAUGGAAAGCACAAAUUGCUAAAUGAGAUUAUCAACUGCAUUAACACAUCGGAAGGGGAAGGGUUGAAGAAUUAUAUCAACUCACAUAUUGGAGAGAAAUAGUUUACUACCCAUUUACCUGGGAGACUGUAUAAGGGGUAUCUGAGUGUAAUCCACAAGCUUGUUUUUAGCUGUAACUGAAGAAAAGCAACAUGUAACUUUAAUAAUACGAGUUACUCUGAUCUUGCGUGUGGAUAAAAAAGUAAGACCUGUACAAGAAAACUGUCUGUCAAGAGGCCCAAUUCAAAAUGAUAUCACUCAUAAGUAGGGCUUCUGAUUUUCGGUUUUAACCAAUAAAACCCAAUAAAACACCCCCGAUACAAAAACUAAAUAAAUCGGUGGAUAGCCAAUAAACACCAGAAAACACAGGAAAAACUGUGGAAAUGAUUAAUCAAUUCACGUUGACUUUACCCUUUUCCCAUUAAAACAUAAUAAUAAAUACAUUUCCUAGUGCUGCUGGGCAAUGCCCCACCUUCUUGACUUGUAUCUAUCAUUGUUUUGUUCUGAAUACUUUAAACCCACCCCAACUAUUGAGUGACAGCACAUUCUUACAUUUCUAUUGGAGAUUGCACUUGCGAGAUUUAAAACAAGAUUACAAUCAGGGUGGAGGCUUGUUAGCGGGAUUUAAAGCUGUAUUACAGUUAAGAUAUGGAGGAUUUAAAACAGAAUUGUGAGGAAAUGCACAAAUGCCUACACACAAAAACCCCAGGAGAAUGUGCCCGUGACCGUAGGGAUUUCGUUGUGGAAGACAGCAAAGGAAAGAAGGGACAACUUAAGCAGACUUUAAGUAAGCAACAAAUAAGCAACUUUCUUUGAAACAAUGAAGAAUACCAAUUUUGUAACAUACAGAAGAAAAAACUCUCAAAAUCAGUGCACCUCCAUUUCAUCUAAUCAGUUAAAUCUCCAUCAAGAUUGAAAGUUUAACUGCUUAAUAGUUGCAAACAUUUGGAAUAUAAUUAAUGUAAGUGACUGACAUUCAUUGUGCUUCCAUCAGUAAUGUUUCAUUUUCUAUAUUGUUGUGGUGGUUGAAUGAAAGCCAUUAUGAAAUGCAAUUUAUUUAGGGGACACUGAAAUUUACCCACAUACUACAAGAUAAGAGGACCCUGUGGGCGUCUGCUGUGUUUAUUUUCGACACGGGUGUUGCCGGUCAUUUAAUUGUUGAGCCAGUUCAUAAAUUAUUUUCUUUUCUGUCAAUGAAAAUUCAAAUGGACCAAUCCGCUGACAGUGUAUUGUUAAUGGACCAAUCAGUCGCAAAUGCCAGCACUUAUUUCUCACGUCUUGUAGUUGUUUAAAAUCUUUUAACAUUUUAAACACUGUAUGCAAUAUAUGGUUUAGGUUUUUAUUAUAUAUAUAUAUAUGGUAUUAGGUUUUUCUUGCCUGCAACCCAUAUUUGCUGUCAAAUUCUCAUGAAGUACAUGAUUUCUUCAUAGAUAAGGAAGUACCUAACCCAGCAUGGCCAAAAACCUUUGUUAUCUGAAAAAGUUAGUUGGUAUAGAGUGUGCAAUACAAAUAUAAUAAAAGGACAACAAAACAUUUACCCAUGAACACAAACCAAAGAAUAUACAGGAAAUAUAGACUAUAGAUUUCUUUAUUCAUACAUGUAUGUGUAAAAAAAAGUUAAAUGUAUUGAAAGACUAUGACUAAAUAUGCAGUUUAAUUUUUACACUAUUUUAUUGGGUAUGUUUAUGUGCUGUAUACCAGGUUUUUUGUUGGUGUGAAUGUGAUUUAAAACCGCUUACUGGUAUUUCAUUUUCAGCAUCACUCAUUGCCAUGCUAAGAGCUUGUCAACUUAAACCAAUCCAAGAUGGCUGCCAAACACAGAUGAUCCCUGAAUAAUCAGUUGUGCAAUAUUGUUUCUGUAUCUCCUAGCACAUGCACUACAGAAAGAUAAAGCAGGUGUAUUACAAUAGAGGUCUUUCAUUUGUUUUAUUAUGGUGGAAAAAGUUCUGUGUGCCUUUUUAAAUAGGUUUGUUUUUCAGACUCGGUGAUGUAAUAAAUGUUAACUAGCAUACUACCAGUAAUGUAACUAUGGUAAUGUGAUUUCCAGUGUGGGGGACCUGUAGUGUACAAAUUUGUAAUUUCAUUCUAUGUAUUAAAUAAUAUUGUGUUAUAUUCAGCCCACAGACAACGAGUGCUGGUGUGCAAAGGUCUGUUUUUAAUGGUUUAAUGUUUACUAUUAGCAAUGUUAUUAUCAAUAUGAAAAUAAAACACAAACAUCUUGUCUCCUUAUGAUAUUUUAAUAUGUUUCUGGGGAGUUUAUUAGAUUAGCUAUUUUACAACAAAAAUUAAAGUAGCAUGCUAUGAUUGUAAAAAA
Messenger RNA from Acipenser ruthenus (sterlet), 3411 nucleotides. RefSeq names its product SH3 domain binding glutamate-rich protein like 2 (gene sh3bgrl2). Lineage: Eukaryota; Metazoa; Chordata; Actinopteri; Acipenseriformes; Acipenseridae. The coding region runs from base 275 to 607 and encodes 110 amino acids. Gene Ontology annotation, cellular component: cytoplasm. The transcript has 4 exons. The record is from RefSeq and is a predicted model, not a curated record.